AUGCUACAUAGUUGCGACAAUAAGCGAGUGUCCUUGGAUGCAUGGGAUAUAUCUGGAGACAUAGAGAAUGGUGAAAAAGUAACAGAAAUCGUUUGCAGGGCUAUCGAAUUCGUUACGGAAACUUACAAGACAAACGUGUAUGCAAUAGUUUCUGAUAAUGCUAGUGUUAUGGUCAAAAUGGGUAAUGAGCUUGAUCAGACCAUUUGGCAUAGCACAUGUAGUAGCCACACUGCUAAUUUAUUUGCAAAAAGCGUACUGGAUUAG
Messenger RNA from Acanthoscelides obtectus, 264 nucleotides. The record is from the annotation of a GenBank genome assembly. NCBI's taxonomy places the organism in Eukaryota, Metazoa, Arthropoda, Insecta, Coleoptera, Chrysomelidae.